AUGGGGUUGUUGGCGCCGUUUCGUGACAACCACCCUGAACGCCGGGCGGGUGUCGAGGAGAAAGCGACCGUGGUGGAGCAGCCCACCCGGUAUAGUUUCUUCACGACCCGCCUAGAAGCGCCCCUCUACGCCGGGAGUACUCACGAGCUCGCCUCGACCUAUACCCCGUUCGAGACCUUGUUGGAUACGGGGGAACACAGUGGUCUGUGGUGGCUCGAUGUGGCAUCUCCGGCGGACGGGGAUAUCGAGAGCCUCUCGCGCGCAUUCGACAUCCACCCGCUGACCACGGAGGAUAUUAAGAUCCGCGAGUCCCGCGAGAAGAUUGAGCUGUUCGGGCCCUAUUACUUCCUCUCGCUGCGGCCGCCGCAGGUGCAGAUGGACACGGCGUCGGGUGUCCGCACCUCGUCGCUCAACGUGUAUGCGUUGGUCUUUCGGGGGGGUGUCAUCACCUUCACCUUUGGUGAUUGUCCCCACCCGGCGCACGUACGCUGUCGCAUCAAGGAGCACCGUAGCCAUUUGGCGCUGACGAGUGACUGGAUCUGCUACGCUCUUAUUGACGAUAUCGUCGACGGCUUUGCCCCCUUUAUCGAUCGCAUCGAAUCCGGAGUGGAAACUAUGGAGGACAGCGUGUCGAUCACGCGUCCCGACGACAUUGGGCUGGCCCUGCAGAAUAUCUACCACUGUCGCAAGGAGGUCACCCGCAUCCGUCAACUGCUGCACGACAAGACGGACGUCAUCCGGUCGUUUGCCCGUCACUGCGACUCUUUUGGGGCCGCGUCGACGCAGGUGGCGCUCUAUCUGAGCGAUAUCCAGGACCACGUCCUCACCAUGAUGGCCAAUCUGGCCAACGCCGAGCAGAUGCUCUCGCGGUCGCAGUCCAAGUACCUGAGCCAGCUGUCGUUCGACUCGACGCGCAUGCGCAACUCGAUCGUGGCGGCGCUCAGUCGGCUGACCGUGGUCGCCUCGUGCAUCGUCCCGAUGCAGUUCAUCACGGGUUUGAUGGGCAUGAACGUCCCAAUUCCGGGGAAAGAUGCGGACGGGUUGAAUUGGUGGCUGGGGAUUCUAGGCUUGAUUUUAGGGUUGAUUGCAGUUUUACUGGUGAUCGCCAAGAAGACCCGAUUCUUAUAA
Molecule: messenger RNA, 1128 nt
Organism: Aspergillus campestris IBT 28561
Lineage: Eukaryota; Fungi; Ascomycota; Eurotiomycetes; Eurotiales; Aspergillaceae
Product: magnesium transporter CorA family protein
Exons: 3
Coding region: 1-1128 (375 amino acids)
Biological process (GO): magnesium ion transmembrane transport; intracellular magnesium ion homeostasis
Cellular component (GO): plasma membrane
Molecular function (GO): magnesium ion transmembrane transporter activity
Source: RefSeq, a predicted model, not a curated record